AUGGAGCGAAAGUUGAUAGAAGCAGCUCAAAAGGGAAAUUUGGCUGAACUGGAUGACUUAAUCAGAAGCAAUGGGCUCAUCCUUGAGGAGAUGGCUCUCAAAGGAGGUCACACGCUGUUGCACGUCGCUUGCGUGGCCGGCGAAUUGAAUUUCGUCCGAGAGCUUCUGAAGUUGAAACCGCAGUUCGUGGAAAUAGUGAACGCUGAUGGCUUCAGUCCGUUGCACAUCGCGGCAGCUCAAGGUCAUGUUGAGAUCGCGAGGGAGCUCUUGGGAGUGGGUCAACACCUGUGCUCUGUGAAGGGAAGGGAGAGAAGAAUCCCUUUGCAUUAUGCCGUCGUAAACGGGAAGCUCCAUGUCAUGAAGGUGCUGCUCUCCUUUUCGCCUGAGUCUGUCGAAAAGACAACCGCCAGAGGGGAGACGGCGCUUCACCUUGCCGUGAAGAACAACCGGUUUGACGCGUUCGUCAUGUUGGUGGAGCAUCUGAAGCUGCACAAGAAGGAGCAGGUGAUCAAUUUGCCGGACAACAGAGGCAACACUGUCUUGCAUGUCGCUGUCGCCGCCCAAAAUUUCGAGGUGGUUGACUUCAUGCUUUGUGGGCAUGCUCUGAAGUUCGGGAUCAUGAAGGUGAACGCCUUGAACAAUAGUGGCUCAACCCCUCUCGAUGUCUCACCUCGCUCUGAUCGAGAGAUUAGAGAAAUCCUCCUGCGAGCCGGAGCCAUACACGGACAAUCAAACUUGCCCUCUUCAGAAAUAGAACUGGUGCACCGCAACGAAGGUAAUAAUAACGGAGCCACCAGCUAUCGACCAUUAUCGCCACCAAGAGAUUCGUACCAAGGACAAGAGUCGUUGGAUGAUAAACGCAAUGACCUGCUGGUUGUAGCCGCGCUCAUAGUAACCGCAACCUUCCAAGCCGUGAUUCAGCCUCCAACCCUUUUUAAAAAAUUCAAACUUCAUACCAAGAAUGGCUUGCUUGCAGCAUUCUCAUCUUUCGCAACAAGUACCAUCGGGACGAAUUUCGCUUUAUGUACCUUCCUGAGCAGCAACACUUUCGGAUUCUUCUUGUCUGUUCAGAUAAUCAUUCGUCUCACCAAAAAUCUUCCAUUGAAGUGGUCGCUGAUGCUCUCCAUGUUCUCGAUGGUUCUUACUUACCUUAACUGCAUGGCGAACGUGCCGUCCAGGUCGUUACUGGAUGAAGAUUUCAGUCCUCAAGGCGCAGCAUUGAUAUUCUCACUGGCGACCCUGAUACCAGUUGCUCUUCUAUUAUUACAGAACAAAAUAACACGAUUACUAGGUGCGGCAAAGGAACUCUCUUCGAGAGUAACAUCCUAGGUUCUAUGGACAGUCCACGAAAAAGUAGGUCUCGUCGUUAAAGAUAUCUCUCUACUUAAGGGUUGUGCAAAGAAAAUGCAAACUGUAUGCAGCGUCGGAACUGAGUUUGUCAAUAACGCCAGGUGUUGAUCCGAUACCCUUGGUUAUCUCCAGUUGAUUGUGUAAUGUCCGCAAUG
Syzygium oleosum is the source of this 1505-nucleotide messenger RNA. Its product is annotated as ankyrin repeat-containing protein BDA1-like. Gene Ontology annotation, molecular function: protein binding. The record is from RefSeq and is a predicted model, not a curated record. NCBI's taxonomy places the organism in Eukaryota, Viridiplantae, Streptophyta, Magnoliopsida, Myrtales, Myrtaceae. The transcript has 2 exons. The coding region runs from base 1 to 1329 and encodes 442 amino acids.